GCAAAGGCCGAAGGAUGUCCUCCUACGCCGCCGACGGCGAGCCCGUCGGCAAGAAGACGAAGACGUCGGGCGGCGGCGUCCUCGACCCGGCGCUCUUCGGCGACGCGCGCUGCGCGGCGCUGCGGCGGACCUACGAGGCCGCGACGCCCUUCCCCCACGUCGUCGUCGAGAACCUCGGCCUCGAGGCGCCCAUGGAGCGCGCGCGCCUCGAGGCCAUCGGCGAGCUCAAGGCGGACUACAAGGAGACGGACCUCUUCAAGGUCUACCAGGUGCCCCAGGACCUGGGCACCAUCGAGCGGACCGCGCCGGAGCUCGCGGCGAAAGCGCCCGCGCUGCUCCGGCUCCGCGACGCGCUCUACUCCGCGGAGACGAAGCGCCUCGUCGAGCGCGUCACGGGCUGCGGCCCCAUCGGCGACGCCGUCGACUGCAGCGCCAACGUCUACGCGCGCGGGGGCCACCUGCUCUGCCACGACGACGUCAUCGGCGACCGCCUCGUGUCCUACGUGCUCUACCUCACGGAGCCCGAGGGCUGGAGCGCGGACGACGGCGGGAGCUUCGAGUUCUACGCCCUCGGCGCCGACGGCGAGCCCGAGGCGGCGCCCUGCGCCCGCGUCGCGCCCGCGUGGAAUUCGCUCAUGCUCUUCCGCGUCGAGCCGUCGGCGUCGUUCCACAGCGUCCAGGAGGUCUACGGCGACAAGCCGCGCCUCACGAUCAGCGGCUGGUACCACGCGCGCGACGGCCGCGACGGCGCCGCGAGCCGCGCGUCCCUCGCGGAGCUCACGCGGCCCGCGGCGCCGCGGACGUUCGCGCGCUUCGCCGGCGACGACGACGGCGACGACGACGCGCUGAGCGACGCGGACCUCGACGCGCUGCGGGCCUGGUUGGGAGGCUUCGUGCGGGAGGACGUCGCCGCGGCGCUCGCGGCGGCGGGCGCGGUCGCCGACGCCGCGGACGGCUUCGACGGCCGGGGCCCCCAGCCCGACGACGCCGCGGGCGUCGGCGGCGGCUGGGCGCUCCGCGGGCCGCCGCACAAGCGGCGCCACCUCGAGCUCGCGGGCGCGGGCGCCGACGGCUCGCCCGCGGCGCUGCUGGCGCGCGUGCGCGCCGACGCGUCGGGCGCGCCCUUCCGGCGCCUCGUCCGCGAGCUCGUCGGCGUGCGGCCCGUGGGCCAGGACGUCGCGGCGCGCCGGUUCCGGCCCGGGUGCGACUACACCGUCGCGCACGGGGCCACGGGCUGCGACGAGCCGCGCCUCGACCUCACGUUCUGCUUCCUGAGCCACGCCGACCCGGCGGCCUUCGACGCCGACGUCUGGGCCUGCGGCGACUACGGGGGCUUCGAGACGUACGUCGAGGCCGACGGCGGCGGCGACCGCGCGGACGUCUACGAGGGCGACGCGGGCGAGGGCCGCGACGACGGCGGCGACCUCCUCAGCGUCGAGGCGGCGCACAACACGCUCUCCGUCGUCCUCCGCGACCCGGGCACGCUCCGCUUCGUCAAGUACCUCUCCGUGGAGGCGCCGGGCUCGCGCUGGGACCUCGAGAUGGUCUGCGAGCUCCACCCGGACGACCACCCGGACCCGGACGCGGGCGACGACGAGAGCGAGGACGACUCCGUAUAUCGGGGACGGGGUCUUACAUUCGGGGUGGCGGCGCGUCCUCACAUGACGCGCUGGCUCUCGCCGGCGCCGACCGUGAUGUACUCGAGCGUGAGGCCGUUGUCGUCCAAUUUGCGGAUCGACGACGGCUGCGGCGAGAACGUCGGCUUCGAGGUCGUCGGCUUCGAGGACGGAGAGUGCGUUGGUUGGUCGGCACCCAUCGUCAUCCAGGACGACGACGAAGCGAACCAGCCAGCGAAGCGCGCCGCGGAGGUCAUCGUCAUCGACGACGCCGACGACGACCCGGCGGCCAAGCGGCGGCGCACGGCGGACGACGACGACGCCUCGCUGGCGCUCGCGCGCGAGCUCCAGUCGCAGGACGACGCGCGCGCGCGCGAGCCGCUGCCGGCCCGCGGAGGCGCGGCGUGCGCCGUCUGCCUCUGCGACGUGCUGAUCGAUUUGUGUCAAGCCAUGGCCAAGGACAAGGCGUCGACGCGCAAGCCCCGCCGGCGCAACGCCCGGGCGCGCGACGACGGCGGCACGCGGCGCGCGACGGAAGCGACGCCGCCCGUCCGGGCGUCGAAGCGACUGUCCGUGCAGGUGUCCGCGGCCGCGUCCGCGUUCCUCGUGAACUUCCGCGUCCGCAUGGACGCGAUCGCGUCGAUCUUCGUCAACUACCACGAGGAGCGCCAGGAGUUCGUCGCGAAGACCGAGGCCGCGGACCUCAUCGAGCAGAACGUCGCCGAGAUGAUGGGGGUCGUGUACCGCGGCGCGUCCCCGCGCAUGCUCGACUCGACCGCGGACGUGCUCGCGGCGGCCGUGCUCCGCGACCGCUCGGCGUCUCGACGGUCCCGCGCGCGCGUGCUCCGGGGCGGGGGCGGGGUCUGGCGCGCGCGCGCGCGCGCGAGCGACUGCACGGACACGUCCUUCGCCCCCGCAGGCACGGAGUGGAAGGACGACGCGUCCGCGGAGGACGAGGGCCGGUCGCGCAAGCACCUGUCGGCGCGCGGCGCCGCGACGCCCCCCGACGGCUUCGGGGCCACGUCCAUCCCCCGCAGGUCGCGGCUCGCGCGGCGCGUCGCGUCCUUCCACUGGGGCAACCUGCCCUUGCUGAUCCAGUUCGUCGUGCUCCCGCGCAAGAUGGGCACGGGCCGCGACUCGCUCGAGUCGGACGAGAACGUCGUCACGUGCUUCAUCGACGCCGCGGCGACGCUCAAGCGCGCGCGCAAGCAGGGCCUGCUCCGGCCCGUCGCCCCGCGUCCUUUGAACGCGCGCGUCGCGCGUCGACGUCGUCGCUUCCGAACGACUUCGAUCGCCGUCGCGCGCGCGGGGCCCCCCGUCACGGGCCGCUCGAGCUUCCGCGACCCGUCCGGGUCCAUCCCCGAUGACCUCGACCCCGUCGCCCGCAGGCUCCAGUUCGACUUCGUCCUCAUGCUCUGCCGCCGGCUCGGCGUGAAGGACGUCUUCCUCUUCGCGACGGAGGCCGGCGCCCCGGCCUGGCUCACCCUCGGCUUCGAGCACGUCGGCAGCUCGGCGUCGCUGAUCCACCUGCGCUUCGACCUGCUCUUCAAGCGCGACCGCGGCGUCCUCGCGCGCUCCGCCCGCGGUCCCGAGACGUCCGCCGUCCAGGAGCGCGUCGCGGAGUACGGCGAGAAGCAGGUCGUGCGCCUCGCCAAGGAGGCCGCGAACGCCGCGGCCGAGGCCGAGGCCGAGAACGACGACGACGUCCCGGCCGCGGCCGCGGACGUGCCGGAGCACGACCUGCUCGCGGCGCCGUCGCCGCCGCGCGCCUCGUCGCCCCCGGCGCCGCCGGCGGCGCCGUCGCCGUCGGCGCUCGCGGACGCGUCGUCGUCGCCGCCGCGCGAGGCGGCCGCCGCGCCGACGUCGCCCGAGGCCGCGGAGCCCCUCGAGGCCGCGCCGCCGGCGCCGGCGCCGCGCCGCUGCGCCGCCGCGUCCAAGAAGCGCGUCGUCGACGACGCCGACGCGGACGACGAGGACGAGGCCUGGGAGCCGGGCCGGCCGUCGAUGAUGGACCUCGACGACGACGAGCAGGAGCAGGCCGCGAAGGCCAAGCGCAAGCUCAAGCGGCGGCGCCUCCAGCGCCUCUUCCCGAACCUCGACUUCCGCCUCUCCUGGUCCGUGCGCUUCAACGUCGUCGUCCAGACCAUCGACGCGAUCGCGCUCGACUCGAACCUCGAGCUCACGCGCGUCGACAUGGAGGUCCGCCGCUCCACGGUCGGCGUCUACGAGGACUCGCUCGCCUGCCAGCUCCUGGGCCAGACCUACUACGUCCACCCGGACAAGACGAUCAAGAUCACGGUCGACCUCGUCGUCACGAGCGAGGUCAUCGGCGCGUUCCCGCGCACGGCCCCGGGCCGCGCCGAGGUCCAGAUCAAGGAGCUGGGCUUCCACUUCAUCGACCCGCUCGCGCCCAUCGCGGAGAAGGAGAUCGUGCCGCGCGUCCGCGUCUUCAUCCCGUACCUCGGCAUCGAGGGCUGGAUCAGCAUCACGUUGGACGACGGCCACCUCAUCGUCGAGCUCAAGUACCUCCAGGCCAUGCACGUCAAGAACCGCAUGCUCAAGAAGUGCUGCUACACGCUCUACCUCCUCGAGCUCGCGGACAGGCUCCGGGCCGAGUCCUCCCGCGAGACCCUCAAGACGGCGCGCAAGAACGUCGUCGAGGCCGAGGGCGAGUACCAGCUCGCGCUGUCGAACUACCGCCAGAUGGAGCUCUGGUGCUUCUUCAAGCUCGACAUGGCCCUGCUCGCGCGCCCGACGCUCGCGGGCGUCAUCCGCAAGUUCGCGAACGCGAUCGCGCGCAAGGCCGCCGAGGCCCGCGGCGAGACCUUCGUGCCCACGCCCUACGACGAGACGGCCGUCGACGCCGUCGUCGUGACGGCGGUCUCGGCGCCGGCGGGGCCGCCGCUCAAGGCGCUGGAGGGCAUGGGCAAGAAGGAGCUGGGCGCGGAGCUCGACGGCGCGGGCGUGCCGAGCAAGGGCCGGGCCGUCAAGAACACCGCGAUCGAGAUCCUCCGCGACCUCGUGCGCCGCCUCCGCGCCGGCGAGCCCGCGGCGUCGCUCAAGGCCACGCUCGUCGCGGACGGCGCCAAGAAGGUCAAGUUCGACUACUGCAAGAAGGGCAACGCCAACGGCACGGACUACCUCAUCGAGCGCUUCCGCGGCCUCGCGGAGACGGACCCGCUCCGCCUCGAGUUCGACGAGCUCGCGCGCCGCGACGUCGCCGCGGCGGCGGCCGACGAGCUGCCCGUGGACCGGCUCCAGCGCGUGCCCGACCCCGGCCUCGUGAACCUGCCGACGAUCUGGCCGCGCAUGCGGUUCCCCGUCCGCGUCGCGACUUUGGGGCUCGAGCGACCAAGGCUCUUUCCCGCGUCCAGGUACGCGCAGCCGGAGUGCGGCGUGCGCUACCCCUACGGCUCCAAGCUCGGCCUCUUCAAGGGCCGCGUCGGCGGCGGCGCCCGAUGCAUGUGCUACCGCGUCAUCCGCGACGCGAAGCGGCGCAUCGCGAACCACCUGCCGCGGGCCGAGGACGACCAGUGCCCCGCGUACUACGGUGUCGACUACCGGGAGUCGCGCGGCGCGCGCACGUGCCAGUUCACGGUCCACGAGGGCACGAAGACCCUGGCGCAGAAGAGCGCCCCGGCGGACCCGCGCUUCGAGGCCUUCGGCUCCGGCGGAGGCGGCAACACCCGCGGCAACGUCCUGAGCCACCCGACGGCCGUCGCCGUCUACCGGCGCGAUCUCGGCGUCCACGCGCCGCCCCGCGCCCUCACCGCCCCUCGCAGCGAGCGCCUCGAGCGCAAGAACCGCAUCGCCGGCGGCGCGGCCGCGGCGUCCGGACCCGUCGUCGACGAGGCGCUCCGGUCGCUGGAGAACGCCUUCUCCGAGUUCAUGCCGGAACGCUUCUACGGCAUCCGCGGUCACGAGACCGCCUACAGCUGCCCCGAGGGCAAGUUCCAGGCGCUCGCCUCCAUCCCGGGCGCGCGCGGCGGCGGCAACCGCGACGACGCGAUCACCUUCGGCCUCUACGACUCCAAGGUCGAGGCCGCGGCGCACUUCAACAUCGGCACGACAGUCAUCGGCCAGAUCGUCGGCGAGCGGCUCCGCUGGCUCAACGACCCGAUGGACCCGGGCGCGACCGCGGCGUCUCAGAUCGCCGCGGUCAAGGCCUCCUGCUCCGGCGUCUCCCAUCGACGUCUCCGCGACGUCGCCCGUGUCGUCGUCGCGCGCAUCGAGGAGGUCAACGUCGCGCGCGCCGAGGCCGAGAAGCCGCUGCCGCCGCUCCACGUCGCGGGCACGUCGCGGCGUCGAGGCCUCGAGCGCUACAAGGCCGACUUCGCGCUCCAGCUCAAGGAUUUGGCGUACGUCGAGGCCGCGGACGAGGCCUACCUGCGCGACCAGGCCGCGGCGUUGGCGCCGCCCGAGCCCAUGCCCGACGGCUCCCGGCCGCCGAUCGACGCGCACUCGCGGCGCGUCGCGCGCGCGGGCCUCGCGAACACGUUCGAGCGCAUGAUCGAGCGCCGCCGCGACCGCGCCGCGCGCGAGCGCGAGGAGGCCCAGGCGCGACGCCGCACCGCCGCGUCCACGGCCGCCGUCGCGAACUUCUACCGCGACCCGUGCGGCCUCCUCGAGCCGCGGGCGCUCGCGCCGCCCGGCCAGCCGCGCCGCGUCGCCAAGCUCUACGUCGUGCCCAACUGCGAGCUCGUCACGCCGCCGCCGCCGCCGAUCUACCACGUCACGGAGAACGGCGAGCGGCUCCUCGUGCUCUACGCGACGCGCGUCCAGCGGCCGCUGAUCCCCGCGAUCCAGCAGGUGCACAAGCAGCGCGCGGAGUUCCUCUCGCUCUUCGACGAGUCGGAGGUCGAGAUGGCCGCGGCCAUGUUCGACUCGCGGCCCGAGGAGAUCGCCCGGCCGCUGCUCUUCGAGUCCGAGGAGGACGCGGAGCGCCGCGCCGAGCCGGCCGCGCCGAAGCGCAAGCGCAAGUCGCGCAAGAAGAAGCGCAAGGCCGCCGCCGCCGCCGCCGCCGCCGCCGCGGAGCGGGGCGACGAGGCGGCGCCCGCGGCCGACGGCGCCGCGGAGCCCGCGGCCGCGCCCGAGGCGCCCGCCGAGGCGCCCGCCGAGGCGCCGCCGACGGCGCCGCCCGUCGAGGCGCCCGCCGAGGCGCCGCCGCCGGCCGCCGCGCCGGCCAAGAAGAAGAAGAAGAAGCGGGCGCGCCGCCGCGGCCCCGCGCCGCCCGCCGAGAUCUCCGAGUACGAGCGCACGCGCAUGCGCAACAUCGCGGCCGGCAACAAGAAGCUCUACUCGCUCGGCCUCAUCCACCCGCCGCCGGAGGUCGUCGCCGACCCCGAGCACUCGUGGUGGUCCGAGCGCGCGAGGACCCGCGUCUUUUUUGUUUCGCGCCUUCGACGCGCGCUCCCGCAGGCCCAGUCGUGA
This is a messenger RNA of Aureococcus anophagefferens, 7046 nucleotides long. RefSeq lists its product as hypothetical. The transcript is spliced from 26 exons. The coding region runs from base 15 to 7046 and encodes 2343 amino acids. Gene Ontology annotation, molecular function: L-ascorbic acid binding; 2-oxoglutarate-dependent dioxygenase activity; iron ion binding. Lineage: Eukaryota; Pelagophyceae; Pelagomonadales; Pelagomonadaceae. The record is from RefSeq and is a predicted model, not a curated record.